Messenger RNA from Camelina sativa (false flax), 656 nucleotides. Its product is annotated as WUSCHEL-related homeobox 3-like. The record is from RefSeq and is a predicted model, not a curated record. Gene Ontology annotation, biological process: plant organ development. NCBI's taxonomy places the organism in Eukaryota, Viridiplantae, Streptophyta, Magnoliopsida, Brassicales, Brassicaceae. Gene Ontology annotation, molecular function: DNA-binding transcription factor activity; DNA binding.
UUAAACAAAAGUAUUAAUAUAUGAGUCCUGUGGCUUCAACGAGGUGGUGUCCGACGCCGGAGCAACUGAUGAUCUUGGAAGAGAUGUACCGGAGCGGUAUACGGACUCCGAAUGCGGUUCAGAUUCAACAGAUCACAGCUCACUUGGCGUUCUAUGGUCGGAUCGAGGGUAAAAACGUCUUUUAUUGGUUUCAGAACCAUAAGGCUAGAGAUAGACAGAAGCUGAGAAAGAAGCUAGCCAAGCAACUUCAUCAACAACAACAUCAACUUCAACUCCAACUUCAACAAAUCAAACCAAAACCAAUAUCACCGAUGAUCAUGUCUCAACCAGAUAAUAAUAGUAAUAUCAUUGAUCAUCAUAUUCCUUACCAUCAUCAUCGCCCAUAUGAUCAUAUGUCCUUCACUUGCUGCUCUCACGCUUCUCCCAUGUUUCUUCCUCAUCCGGAAAAUGGAGGAGAAGCUCAAAACAAAGUGAUGAAUGAAUAUUAUUGCACAAAAAGUGGAGCGGAAGAGAUGUUGAUGCNAUAUAACUUUUACCAUUUUUUCUCUAACCAUAUAAACAUCCACACACGCACAUCUCAUUCUCUCUAUAUAUAUGUAACCCUAAGUGUGAGUGUGGAGAUAACAUAUCAAUAUUUGUUUAAACAAAAGUAUUAA